This is a messenger RNA of Trifolium pratense (red clover), 3779 nucleotides long. Its product is annotated as protein PLASTID MOVEMENT IMPAIRED 1-RELATED 1-like. The coding region runs from base 484 to 3552 and encodes 1022 amino acids. The record is from RefSeq and is a predicted model, not a curated record. The transcript is spliced from 2 exons. NCBI's taxonomy places the organism in Eukaryota, Viridiplantae, Streptophyta, Magnoliopsida, Fabales, Fabaceae.
GAACACUCCUAUUAUUCCCUUUUAAAAAUGUAAUCUAUCUAUCUACUACUAAUAGACAAAAAAUGAUGAUAUCAUGAUUUCAAUCUUUUUGAUCUACACAUUUGAUUCCAAAAUAAUAUCUUUGUCUUGAGCUAAGUAGUCAGUCACGAAUUCAAUUCUACCGGCGGAGCAAGACAAUGGCUGCAAAGCAUAACCACAACUCAAUUUCAAUUUAGUCACACACUCCAUUUUCUCAUCUCACCAAACCCACAAAAACAAUUCCUUUUUUUUCUCUUCUUUCUUUGGUAAGUAAUUAAUUUCAUUCCCAAACAAUUUGCUUUUCUCAAAAUUCUUUCUUGCUUACUAGAUCAUAGUCAUCACGUUGUUGUAUUUUUUUUUCUUUAAUGAUUAAUGAUUUUAAUUGAUCUGGGUUAUUUGAAUUAAUUUAUUAGGGUUAUUUUUUUUUUCUUUCAAUUUUAUUGUUUCAAUAAGUUCAAUACCAACAUGAUGAUGAAACCAAAGUUUGAUUCUGAAAAUAAAGAUAAUGCUUAUGAUGUUGGUGAAAUUGAAACUGAAACUGAUUGGAAAAAUGGUCAACAAGAAUUACUUCAUGAUAUUCAAGAAUUAAGCAAUGCACUUUACUUGCAAAAUACCCCUUUUAAGCCUUCCACACUUUCCUCACUCCAUAAUAGAUCUAAGUCUGCUGAAAAAACCCGUUUGUCGAAAUCUCAACUUAACUCAACGCCGAGAUUUGUAAGUGAGGAUCUGUUGAUAAGGGACAAGAAGUUGUUGUCUUUAGGAUGGAAUUGGAAGAAGCCCUUGAAAGCUUUGACUCAUAUCGGUUCUCGAAAGUUUGAUUGUCGCUUUAAGCUUCAUGUCCAUUCAAUUGAGGGACUACCUUUGAGUUUUGACGGCGUUAGAUUAUCUGUGCAUUGGAAAAGGAAAAACAGCAUUUUGCAGACGUGUCCGUCAAGGGUAUUGCAGGGUUCUGCAGAGUUCGAUGAAACUUUGAUACAUAGAUGUACUGUUUAUGGUAGCCGCACUGCGUCUGGUCAUGCUGUCAAGUAUGAUUCCAAGUGUUUCUUGAUUUAUGCGUCUAUUGUAGGGGAACCUGGAUAUGACAUUGGGAAAUAUCAAGUUGAUCUCACAAGGCUUUUGCCUCUGAGUUUAGAUGAGUUAUGGGGUGAUAAAAGUUCGGGGAAAUGGAGUACAAGUUUUAGUUUGGUUGGAAAAGCUUUAGGAGCUAGAAUAAAUGUUAGUUUCAGUUAUCAAGUUAUGAAGGAUGAAUUAAUGAGAUUUGGUGGUUGUAAUGGGAAUGUUGUUAGGCUUAUUAACUUGAAGACGGGUCCAAGCAGCCUCGACAAUGUUGUUGGUUACAGUCCCAACAAUAGAGACAUAAAGGUUCGGCAGAGUCAAAAUGACAUGGUGUUAUCGAAUGAAGCAGUGAUGAAUUCUGGCUCAGGCUUUUCUAAAUCAAUCACUUUCCUAUAUCAAAAGCUUGAUGAGGGGAACUUAGAUAAUUCAACAUGGGCAGACUCAGAGUCAUCUCAAGGAUCAAAUCUAUAUGUGUCUGAUGACACUGAAUUUUCCAUCAGUGAACAAGGAGUAGAAAUAUCAGAAGAGGAUUCGUUCGAAUUUGAUCAAACAGGAAUUCAAGUAGUUGAUAUGUCUACAGUUGAAAUCAUUAAUGUGGAUGAGAUUAUUAAGGAUGCUGACACGUUUGUUGACAAGAACGCAAGAUGUGAUUCACUGGAUACUGUAUACUCUAGGAAUGUAAAUGUUGAUAUGGCAGAUAACAUCAAGCAUAGAUUCAGUUUUUCAUCCAUCAAUCUACCGUGCACGAAGGUUGAGGAUUCAGUUCCUGAGACAUCAGAGCUUCUUGACCAAGAAGAACACUACUUGAGAGUUGAAUCAAAUUAUAAAGCACAUAAAAAGUCACAUAGCUUGGAUGACAUCAUUGACUCUGUCACGAGUGAUUUCUUAAAGACACUGGCAUUGGAGAGUGAUUCGUUUCGCUCAAGCUCUGAUGCUGAUCCCUUGUCUCCUAGAGAGCAUCUUUUAAGACAGUUUGAAAGUGAGGCUCUAGCUUCAGAUAACUUCGCUUUUGAUUUUGAUGCAAUCGAGGAGGAAUUGGGGGAAGAUACACUUGGACACAACUGUGGGAAUUAUGCCGUGGAUUCUGAUUUAUCUUUACUUAUUGGUGCGGCCGAAGAGGAGUAUGAAAGGGAAAAUCAAUCAUUAAUACAGAGAAGGAAGGCCAAGAUUAUUGAAGAUCUGGAAACUGAUACAUUAAUGCAACAAUGGGGUUUAGAUGAGAGGGACUUUCAAAAUUCUCCAAGAACAUGGGCUGGUGGAUUUGGAAGUCCAAUUGAACUAUCCGACGAAGAACCAUCCAUAUUACCAUCAAUUGGUGAAGGGCUUGGUUCGUUUGUUCAAACAACAAAUGGUGGCUUUUUGAGGUCCAUGUGUCCUUCCCUCUUCAAAAAUGCUAAGAAUCGUGGGAACCUCAUCAUUCAAGCAUCUAAUCCGGUUGUUCUACCAGCGAAAAUGGGUAACGAUAUAUUGGAUAUACUUCUGCACAUGGCAUCUGCUAGAGCUCAAGAGCUACAUGAUCACAUCUCUAAAUUAAUGCCUUUGCAAGAUAUCACUGGAAAAUCCAUUAAGCAUAUUGUGUCGGAUGCUGACACCAACACAGAAGCUCCCGGAAGGAAGGGAUCAUGGCAGCACGAUUUCUUUGAAGAAUUUCAAAGUAGUUAUUUAACAGAUAAAGACCAAUGCUUGGACUCUGUGUCUCUAGAAGCUAUAGCUCCUAUGAGUGUUAAUAAGAUUGAAGCCCUUUUAAUAGAAGGGUUGAGAAUUCAAUCUGGCAUCUCAAAUGAGGAGGCACCAUCAAACAUUCAUGGAGAGAUCAACAAUGAUCUUGAUGGUUUGAUGGGUCUGUCUGUAACAUUGGAUCAAUGGUCGAGACUUGAUUCUGGCAUCAUUCAAGGAAAACAUAGUUUGGGACAAAUUUUGAAGACCCUUAAAGCACACAAUUAUAAAGUCACUGAAUUAGAUAAUGAAGGGUUGAAAAGUGCCGCAGAUAAUGCGGAAAUAGAUGACAACAAUCGCACAUAUUUGGGAAAUCACGUAACAGUUGCUUUUAUGAUCCAGCACAGAGAUCCUCUAAGAAAUUAUGAAGCAGUUGGAGUUCCAAUGCUGGUUUUAACUCAGGUAGAAAGAGUUGACAGCGAUUUUGUUGAGAAUGCAGAUAUAGAUAAAGAAACCCUUCAAUCUAGAUUCAAAAUCAAGGAGAUUCAUCUUGCAGGUGUCCUUAACAAAGGUGGAAACCGGCAAGUUUGGGGCACUGCGUCUCAGCAACAAUCUGGGUUGCGUUGGUUGCUUGCGAGUGGCAUGUGUAGUAGUACUGUCAAACAUUCGUCUUCAAAAUCAAAGUCGAUUAUUGUUAGACCAUCUUCGCUGUUUACCAACAAGUCGAUGAAUCAGGAUAUCUUGUGGAGCAUUUCUUGUGUUAAAGAUAACAUGGAUAUUAAUGCACAUAUUAGGAAUGUUGAUAUCAUCUUCCCAAAGUGAACAAUGUCAGAUAAUUUUUCACUUGCUAUUUUAGCCAAUUUCCGAAGUUUAAUUUAUCCAUGUAAAAUUGUAAAUAGUUGAGUCAGCUAGCACAGAUAUCUUAACAUGUAUUGAAUUUUCUGGUGUUUUGGAUAUAACCCUUUCUUUUUGUGAAUCACCCUUCUUGAUUCUUCUGUAGAUGUGUACUCAACCUCAAAUUAAAGUAAUAAAGUAAAAUUAUCAAGUAA